Molecule: messenger RNA, 726 nt
Organism: Triplophysa rosa
Lineage: Eukaryota; Metazoa; Chordata; Actinopteri; Cypriniformes; Nemacheilidae
Exons: 3
Coding region: 1-651 (216 amino acids)
Source: RefSeq, a predicted model, not a curated record
AUGAAUCCCAUUUCUAAAAACUGGAUUUCUUUAAAAACAGGAUUUGUCAACAGGCAGCACACAGGAAAGGGCAAAACGAAUUUCUAUAAGGCACAAAUCAAUCUUCAGCAGAUCAAAGGUCUCCUUCAGUUUUCUCAGGGUCUACGGUUGAGGCAGAUAGACAUGAUGGAUGACAGUAUUGCAAGCAGUUCAGCGACUCUUAGUAAAAUGGCAAAGGAAAUAAGGGAAGUCUGUGUCACAGCAGUUGAAUGGAUGAGAAGACAUACAGGCCAGCAGAUAGGUGGAAGAAGAGAGUUUGUUGUGAUCGACGAAAGCCAUUUUCGGCACAAAAGAAAGUAUGGUAGAGGAAGAAUGGCUGGCGGGUGGAAAAGAAAGAAAUGGGUCUUUGGGAUGUUAGGUGUGAGGCAUCAGCAGCAGCAAAUCUCUAGAAAACCUAUUCUUCGUCUUCUGGAGAGAAGAUCUCGAAGACAUCUAGUCCCCUUGAUUGUGCAUCAUGUGAGGCCUGGGUCAUCAAUUAUCAGUGAUGAGUGCCGUGCCUAUCGCAUACUCCCUGCACUAGGGUACAACCAUCACACUGUCAACCACAGCAGGUGGUAUGUAGAUCCCCAGCAUAUUGAGAGGGGCUGGAGAUCCUACAAAGAGCAAAUCUAGAGUCUCAUAUUCAGUCACAACCAGAACACUUUCAUAUCAAAUUGAUUUAACAUUUGUUCAAUAUUUGUUUUCCUA